GCUGAAAAAACCAGACACAAACAGAAAUAGUGGUUAGCUGCGAAUCGUUGAAAUUCAAGACGGAUCGCUAUCGCAUUUCUUCAAUUAUGUCUGUUUCGCUUUUCAUUCCGCUGCACUAAACUAAGCGAUCGCAACACAAAGAGCGAGAGAGAGUACGACUCCCACUCCAUACGCCCCCGCACACACACACACACCCCCCUCUCACCCAUAAUUACUAUGGAUUGUGGUGGUAUUGCGGCACAUCAACAACAGCAACUACAACAGCAACAACUGCACUUACUCCAGCAACAGCUACAACAACAACAACAACAGCUGCAGCAACAACAACACAACCUCGAGGAAGCAGCAACAAUAACAAAUAUCAAUCUAAGGGGCAUCUUGGUGGGCGGCGCUGCCAGCGGCGGAGGAAUAGUAGGAGCAGCGGCUGGUGGUGCGACGACGACGACGACGACCGCCGCUGGCUUCGUGGCUGGUGGAGAUUGCCCUGUGAUUGGCUCCGGUGCUGGCGCUGGCGUUAAGUUGCGUAGGCACAGCGAUCGUCCCCUGACACCGGAGACCAAACACCUCUCCCACACAUACCGCAUCUCCAUGGCCAACCUGGAGGACUCGCAGGAGUCGGAGCUGGACCAGAUCCUUGGCGAGCUGGGCCUGCUGGAGGCUCAAAAUAGCUAUGCCGAGGCGUCCUUGCUGUCCGGCGUGGGUGCUCCGCUUGCCGGCUCACAAGUAGCGCCACCACCUGGAAUGGCCCAGCUUGCGGGAAAUGCUCCGUCACUGGUUUCCAUGUCGGCCGCCUCGUCGCGCUCCCACUCGCGUACCAACAGCAGCAUCUCAGCGGACGUGAGCAGCUGCUCAUCGUCCGGGAUCUCGGAGAACGGACACGGAAUUGGACUCAUUGGCGCACCUGGAGCGGCCGGAAUGAUGGUGCAUCCGCCGCCACCUGGCGGCAUGACCAUGGGCAUAACGCUGGGCGUUGUCACGGCCCGGGAGCCGCGCACUGAGUCGCCCGACAACGACUCCGCCUUCAGCGACACGGUCUCCCUGCUGUCCAGCGAGUCAUCCGCCUCCUCGAACACAUCCCUGCAGCAACAGCAGCAGCAACAGCACCAGCAGCAGCAUCAGCAGCAGAAACAGCAGCUGGCCACCUCGGAGAAGCUGCUCCACGGCGGCCACGGCCAGCACAGUGGUCAGCAAAGUGGCGCUAACAGCAUCUCGAAGGCGGCCAAAAUCCAGCUGGCACUGCAUAAGCUCGAAAGCGCCUCAAUCCGACGCCUGUUUGUCAAGGCCUUCACCUCCGAUGGCGCAUCCAAGUCGCUGUUGGUGGACGAGCGCAUGGUAUGCGGCCAUGUAACGCGCCUUCUGGCCGACAAGAACCACGUGCUGAUGCAGUCCAACUGGGCUCUGGUGGAGCACUUGGGCGAUCUGCAGAUGGAACGCCUCUUUGAAGACCACGAGCUGCUGGUAGACAACCUGAUGACGUGGAACUCGGAUGCCGGCAAUCGCGUGCUCUUCCAGCAGCGGCCGGACAAGGUGAAUCUGUUCGCGCGCCCGGAACUCUACUUACCCGGACCCCAGAUGGCGCCCGGAUGCCAGCACGACGAGCAGACGCGGCAGAUGCUGCUGGACGAGUUCUUCGAUUCGCACAACCAGAUGCAGCUGGACGGACCGCUCUACAUGAAGGCGGACCCGAAGAAGGGCUGGAAGCGGUACCACUUCGUGCUGCGCUCCUCGGGUCUCUACUACUUCCCCAAAGAGAAGACCAAGAACACGCGCGACCUGGCCUGCCUCAAUCUGUUCCACGGCCACAACGUGUACACCGGAUUGGGCUGGCGCAAGAAGUGGAAGUCCCCGACAGAUUUCACCUUCGGCUUCAAGGCGGUCGCUGACUCCUCACUAGGCAAGUCGUGCCGCUCGCUCAAGAUGCUCUGCGCCGAGGACCUGCCGACACUGGACCGCUGGCUUACGGCCAUCCGCGUCUGCAAGUACGGCAAGCAGCUGUGGGACAGCCACAAGUCGCUACUCGAGGAUCUCUGCCUGAGCCGCGACGACUCCGUCUCGCAGUCCAGCUUUGCGGCCUCCAUGCGCAGCGAGUCCAUCUCGAGCAUCUCGUCGGCAGUCCCGUCGCAGUGUGGCAGCGUAUCCUCGGCCAUCAGCAGCAUGUCCAACUCGACCAGCGGCCGCACAUCGCGCGCCUCCAGCAGCAGCUCCAGCGGUUGCCUCUCCGACGACAACAACGGCUUUGACUCCGAGUUCACCACGGGCACCAUCAAGCGCAAGCCCUCGAUGAAGCCCAAUCUGCCGCUGACCACAAUGACACGCCAGCUGAAGGAGGUGGGCGAGAUCACCAUCUGCGAAAGCGCCGGUGGGGAUGCCAGUUCCCCGGAGCGCAGCGGUACGCUCACGCGCCGCCACAGCCGCCGCAAGUCGCAGGAGAGCAAUGGCAGCGGCACUCUGAAGAGACGUCCGAUUCCCGUGCCAGUGGCCGCUGCAGUCAAGCAGGUGGAGCCAAUGGGCAGUGCCUCCUCCACCUCGUCCAGCAGCAACUCCACUCCCACGCCCACACCCAGCAUAUGCGCCAAGCCGGCACCGGGCGAUGCUGCUUCGCUGAUGUGCUCGUCCACGCUGUCCUUGGAUUCACUGCCUCCGCCCCCUCCGCCGCCCGCUUUGGAUGGGUCGGAUGACCAGGACGUGUACGGGUCCCAGUUGUCGCUGGCCUCCCUGCCCCCACCGCCUCCUCCCGAGGAGGUGCUGGCCAUGAGCUAUGCGGGUCCGCCCAGCCCGACUACUCCCACACCAAUGAGUACACCGAUGAUCAUGCCUAAUAGCAAUGGAUCGUUGCCGCCGGCGGUGCCGGCCAAGCCGAUCAAGCCGGCAGUAAAGCAGCCCUCGGGAGCUCUUAAAGCUGCGCCCCCGUACAAGGCGCCGCCGGAUUAUGUAGGUCCCGCCCAGCUGCCCGGACCGCCCUUGCCGCCGCCGCCCCCCACCGCCCAGAAGAAGGUCUCGUUCGCAGACUCUCCAGUGCUGCUGCGGCGCAAGAUGUGCUCGCCGGAGCCAGUGCUGCCGCAGCGCUCGCCCAGCACCACGCUCAGCUGCCAUUCCAAUUCCAGCGCGGGAUCGGCCUACCAGACCUAUGCCCCAGGUCCGAUGUUGCCGCCGCGCUCGGACCUGGCGCGUCUGUCUAGCCAGAGCAACGGUAGCAGCAGCGAGGUGACCUCGCCCAAACGCCUCCAGGAGUCCGCUUCGAAUCCGCCCCGCGACUUUCUCAAGGACCUGCAGCGCGUGAUGCGCAAGAAAUGGCAGGUGGCGCAGAAGUGCAAGGCGGAGCCGGCCACAACGCCGCACGAAGUCCUGGGCUUCCGGGACUUCAGCAACGAGGACCUACUGGCCGCCCACAAUCUCAACUCGGGGGCCAAUUCCUCGCACUACUACCGCGAGACGGCCAACGUGAGCCACUGGGUGCAGGAGCACUACGAGUACGCACACAACGCGCUCUACGAAAACGUGCACGCCCAGGGGAGGGCGGGAGGCGCUGGCGGAGAUGCUGGCACACCUCCGCUACCGCCGCCGCCUGGAAAUACCGUUGCGGCCAAGAAGCGCCCUCCGCCGCCGCCUCCGAAACGGAGCGACAAGACCCACCUGACCAACCGGGUGUAGGAUCGUCAGAUAAGAAGGAUGAAUCCGCUCACAUACUUGGAUUAUAGUUCUCCAAAGGAAGGAUUUUCGACCAGGAGCACAAAUAAUUACUUGUCUAAAAGAAAGCUAAAAAACAGAAUUAUGCAAAUUCCUAAAUAAGGCGAAACGGAGCGGGAUGGAAAACCACUAAUUAAAACAUACUUAUGUAUGACUUUACAUAUAUAUUUUUUAAGAAUAUGAUAUGGCCACGCCCACUUCUUUACACAAGUACUACACAUAACAGAGAAUCAAACUGUAGAACACCAUCCUAUUUUGGAGUCAAACCACGUAAAAUGCGUCAACAAUUUGUAGCCAUCUUUUAAAGUUUUAAAAUAAUAUUUUUAAUCGGUGAUGGAAACCGGAACUUCUUUUUCUGUUACUUUUUGAUCCGAUAAUUUGUUUGGCAAAAUAAAGUUUUAAGAAUGAACAGGGUUUUUCGCUAAGAUUGCAUUCAGGAGUCAAGAGUAUUAUUUUUUUACAAUAAACAUUUUCGAGCAAAUAAAAAGUGAACGAAACAAGUUUUAGUUCUAGUUUUUGGUUGACAGUUUUGACGUGGUUUGAUAAUUCAUCCAGACUUUGAUCCAUUUCGAUAGUCGAGAAAUUGUUGGGAUAACCACCAGCUUAAACAAAAGCAAAAUGCAAAAAGGAAUUCUGCAUUAGUAAAAAUAUUUAAGCUAAAUUUUAGUUUGUAAAAAGAAAAGAAACAAUGCAUUUUUAAAACGAUAGUGCAUUAUUUAAAAACACUAAGUUAGCGUCAGAUAAGUGUAUAAUGUGUUUCUAUAAACAUGCACUUUUUAAUGGUUUAGUUGCUCUUAGUAUUGAUUUUAUAUUUUUUUUUCGAUAAUCUCUGUAACGGUAGUAAACGUUUUGUAAGCGCAUGAAAUGCGCUGCGCUAGAAAAGGAAAUGCCUUAUAAAGCAUAUAAACCUAAAAAGGGGAAGCCCUGCAUAUACACCUAAUAUAUAGUAAUGCAUAUAUGUGUUGAUCUAUCCAAAUUAUUUGCUGUUUAAAGCGAUAUUUUCUUUAUUUAAAACAUUUGUAUUCCACAUUUAUUGUUCAAUUAAAAUAACCAAAUGCUUAGUUUUCAAAAUAUUUAUCAAGUUCCUCAAUAGAAUACAAAUUUAUAUUUCUCUUUGUACUUAUAUCAAACCACAAAUAAAAUAGGCAGAUCAGCUAUAAUACACACCUUGCAUGUGCAAAUCAAACUAUUUAUAUUAAAGGCAAUAAGAGAAAAUUUAAUUAUUUCUGUACACAAAUCAAAAAUGUAAUUCAUCAAGUUAACUGUAACAAUAUAUAAAUUAAUUAUUUGGUUAAAUUCGCAUACGAAUUUUGUUUCUCAACAUAUGAUUUUUGAAACGUUCCUAUAGGUUCAAUUUUUAUAUGCAUGUGUUAUAUGAGUUCAGUGAAAUCUAAAUAAAUAUAUUUUCCCUGCUGUGCACUAAUCAAACUAAAGUACGCGCAGAAUAGCUUUCUAGAUGAUCAAUUGAGCACUCGAUAAAAAUAUAUACCGCAAUCUUUUAAUGACCUACUUAUCAACGGCUUACUAUCAUUGAUCGGUUGCCACGUAUCGAUUAUAUUUUGAUCAAUUUUGUAAUUGUUUUUGUGUAGUAACUUGUUUGCCAUUUGUUUUGUAUGUAUGUUUGUGUACAGCCAGAGACAGCCAUAUAUAUAAAUAUAAGCGUAUAUACGUGCCUGUAUAUUGUAUCCGGUUCAGCAAUAGUUUCAAUAAUUUUUAAAUGUAUGAAAACUUAUCUAUUUGGGUUGAAUACUUUAGAUAUUUUGGUCCCGAAACACACUGUAUAAAGGCAUAGCUAUAUAGUUCUAUAUGAAGUUUUGUUACGUUUAAAUCGGCGUGUGUGCUGCAAUUGAAUAAUGAUCGAAUCAAUCGACGAAACCUUCGCCUUCUCUCUCCAGCCAUCCUAAAAGUGUUCAGACUCCAAGCCCAAAAGAUCCCGCAUCAGCUAUAAAAGCUUGCUUUUUUCUCAUCCUAUGUCACACAACCUUAUAUAAAUAUAUGAAACUUUUGUUUUUGAAUACAAGAAUCAGCAUUGGGUUUAUUAUGGUAAAUUUGCAUUUUACUUUCCUACGUAUACAAAACUAAAGGGUAUUAUGCAUAUAGAUCUAGAUAUAAACAUACUUAAAUAAAGGAAAUGCCAAUUUUUUAAAGCUUGAAUUUAUAUAAAGAUAUUUUUUAGAAACUAUACGCUAUAUAUAUCUAUAUAUAUAUAUGGUAGGAACACAAGGAUGUGCCAUAGGCGCCGUCGUCGUGUCAAAACAAAAAAAAAAAUUGAAAAGAAAAACUUGCAAACAUUUUUUGCUACAUAAAUGUAAUAAAAUCUAAAUGAACCUAGUCAUUAAGUCCAUGAUAAAAUGAAAUAUAAAUUGAAAGCUAAAUAAAUUUAUAUAUAUAAAUGGCAUACAUUUGUAAUUAAACGCAAAUGAAAGGGAAAUAUAGAAACUUACUUAAUGCUUUAACUACAAAAAGCAUUUUAAAGAAACAUUGUUUGCCAUCUUACAUAUAAUUUAUAUAUUUUUGUUUCCGUUCGUUUGCUUAAAUAUUUCAAUUUCAAUGUAUAAACAAUUAAGAAAUGAAGAUAAAUAAAUCAAGGUUCAACUAAAAGAACAAGAAAUCAAACACAAAACAGAAUCCUAAUUAUAUAAAAUAAGGAAAACUCAAAUUACAGCCCUAGCUAAAACUAAAAGAAAAGACUACAACUGAAGAAAAGCAAAAUAAGUAAGUUAAUUACUAUAUCGCCGAAACAUUCAGACAUCAUUAAUAUGCAUUAACUACAAAUUUACAAACACAGCAACGGAAAACUACAACAUCUAACUAAUAAAAUCAAAGAAAAAUUCAAUUUUUAAAAAUAAAAUCCAGAAAUUCUUUGCAGGGCUAUUAUAUAGUGAACAAUGUUGCCAUUUGAUACCAUUUUUUCCACAAAUAAAAACACAUUUGAUAUAAAAAUAUAUAUUACUAUAUAUACCUUAUAUUCCAAAUCAAAUGGAAUUUUUUGUAAUUUUGAUAGAAACAUUCAAAACAUAUUAAAAUCGAAAAAGAACAAACAAAAACUGUGCGAAUGAAACGUGUUACGAAAACUAUGAGAAAUAAAUGCGAGAAAUGCCUAAGAAAAAUUUAAA
Drosophila rhopaloa is the source of this 6803-nucleotide messenger RNA. RefSeq names its product abnormal cell migration protein 10 (gene pico). The record is from RefSeq and is a predicted model, not a curated record. Gene Ontology annotation, biological process: signal transduction. The coding region runs from base 217 to 3651 and encodes 1144 amino acids. NCBI's taxonomy places the organism in Eukaryota, Metazoa, Arthropoda, Insecta, Diptera, Drosophilidae. The transcript has 4 exons.